Messenger RNA from Pseudoliparis swirei, 3238 nucleotides. It is a transcript of the gene grb2b, whose product is annotated as growth factor receptor-bound protein 2b. The record is from RefSeq and is a predicted model, not a curated record. Lineage: Eukaryota; Metazoa; Chordata; Actinopteri; Perciformes; Liparidae. The coding region runs from base 583 to 1236 and encodes 217 amino acids. The transcript is spliced from 6 exons. Gene Ontology annotation, molecular function: protein binding.
AAAGCGGCUACACGCUGAUAAUACUUAUGCGUGCGUCUGUUAGUCAACUUAAAAAAUAAUCACAGACGAUCGUUGAACGCAGUCGCGGGCAGCACGUCGGUAACGCGGUGGCUCCGGAGCAGACUGACAGGGAGGAGCUCCAGUCACAACAGCGGGGCAGACCCUCCCAGCGCCGCGGAAGGAAGCGGAAAUAAACGUCGCAAACCGUAUGCUAGUAGCUCCGGACUCCUCGGACGGGGUGUAAGCGACAUCACACACACACACACACACACACACACACACACACACACACACACACAUCGACCGUUGCCUCCGAAGAGGAAGCAGGGAGUGGGCGAUCACACGGUCCGGGCUUUCGCUUGUUACGGUGGCAAGCGUCAACACGGAACAUCUCGAGUGGUACCUCACGGUGACCUUUAUGUGAGGUCCAAGCCCGACAGGAGCGGUGUCACAGACGGGAGGAGAGACUCGGAGGACAACAUCUGGCCACAGAAGCCGGGAGAUACGCGUUUUUAUUUUUUAUUCAGGGCCCCUGAAACGCGACCAUCAGCCGAGCGGGUUUUCCAGCAGCAAACUGCGACCAUGGAGGCCAUCGCCAAAUACGAUUUCAAAGCUACUGCUGACGAUGAGCUUAGUUUCAAGCGUGGGGAAGUUCUCAAGGUAUUAAAUGAAGAGUGUGAUCAGAACUGGUACAAGGCAGAGCUAAAUGGAAAAGAUGGCUUCAUUCCCAAGAACUACAUAGAGAUGAAAGCUCAUCCGUGGUUCUUCGGGAAGAUCCCGCGGGCCAAAGCCGAGGAGAUGCUCAACAAACAGAGGCACGACGGAGCCUUCCUCAUCCGGGAGAGCGAGAGUGCUCCGGGAGACUUCUCCCUCUCUGUGAAGUUUGGAAAUGACGUCCAGCACUUCAAGGUUCUUCGCGAUGGGGCUGGAAAGUAUUUCCUGUGGGUGGUGAAGUUUAACUCCCUCAACGAGCUGGUGGACUACCACCGCUCCACCUCGGUCUCUCGCAACCAACAGAUCUUCCUGCGAGACAUAGAGCAGGUCCCACAGCAUCCCACGUACGUGCAGGCGCUCUUUGACUUCGACCCCCAGGAGGAAGGGGAGCUGGGCUUCCGGCGCGGGGACUUCAUCCAGGUCCUGGACAACUCCGACCCCAACUGGUGGAAAGGGGGCUGCCACGGCCAGACGGGCAUGUUCCCCCGCAACUACGUCACGCCUGUCAAUCGGAACAUGUAAACAGUCAAACCAUGUAGACGACGACAACAACAACAACACCCACAGCAACCACCAUCGUUCUUGAUCCCAACCCAUGCAACCCCCCCCCCCUCCAUCCAACUCCCAACCCCCCCCUCCACCCCACCAUAACAGGAGUAGCUGAAAGAGAGAGAGAGAAGUAAAAGAGGAGUAGUGCUGCCGUGGGCGUCGCCUUGUGGGCGGCAGCUGAGCAAAAAAAUCAACUUUAACUCGCGCUGAGCGUUCGCCCGCCAAGCGAGCGCCUCGGCGGAGGAGUGAGCGUCCUGAAGAGUAGUGAAGACAACCAAAUGAUUCUCCCGCCGCUGCGUCGGUCUUCUCCUUAACUUCUUAACAUUCUGCCCUUCUUUUGUGGGGGUUUUUUCUUUCUUUUUGUUUCUUCUUUUUUUGUUCCUUUGCUGCCGCAUGUUGUUUUAAUCACCUAAAUGAAAUGCCUACCGAUAAAAUCCCUAACUCUGUUUUAAAGAAAAAAUGUUGAAAAAAAAGAAUAAUAAAAAAAGAAGGAGAAGAAGAAAUGGUUUUAAAAAUGUAAAAAAAAAGAGGAAAAAAAAAAAGAUGCAAUCUACAGUACUGCAAGUUUCCAUGUCUAAGAUCGUUGGCACGAGAGCAUUGUACAUCAGCCUUCGGCUGUAUAAAUAAAUCAACUAUAGAGAGAAUCCAUUUUUUAAGAAUAUAUAUUAUAUAUUUGUAUGUGUUUGUCUGUUUUACCUCUCAUCACAAAUUGUAUUUUUUUUUUCCCUUCCCAUUUGUAAAUUAUGUUGCAUCUUGUGUUCGUCCGGAUGAGACUCGGGAUGAGCGGACUCGUCCUUCCGGAUCUAUCCGAGGGCUCUCGGAUAACGCAGAGUGAUAUUUGAGGGUCACGGAGUGCGCGCGGAGAGAGUGAAGUUUAGUUCUCCGGUCGGGGAGCUCACGUCGACCCGCGAGUAUCGAGCCGCCGUGUUGCAAAGUGGUCGGCCACCUUUUCUUUUUUUUUUUUUUCUUUUUUUCUUCCCAAAGCCAAUGUAUUUAUUGUAGCCAUGUUUCCUCGGGCGGCGAACGUAGCCGACUCGAGUCCACAGACAUUAAGAGGGAGCGAGGUCGGAGAGCUGAGCCACACCAACCGUGCAAAGGGAUUCAAACGGCGCCAAGAAAAGGGGGAUGCUCGGAGGACGUGUGCCGCGAGUCCACGUGCACACACACUCCCCCGAGCAUCCCAUAGGCGUACGUGCACACACACACACACACGGGAUGCUCUCCUUGCUACACCUGCACGUAAGCAUAGAGGCCGAGUUUGGAUAAUCACUGUGUGUGUGUGUGUGUGUGUGUGUGUGUGUGUGUGUGUGUGUGUGUGUGUGUGUGUGUGUGUGUGUGUGUGUGUGUGUGUGUGUGUGUGUGUGUGUGUGUGUGUGUGAGUGUGAGUGUGUGUGUGUGUGUGUGUGUGUGUGUGUGACGUCACCAGUGCGGAGCCGCAGCUGGCACCGAUUCAACAGUUCAGAAAACUGAGAGAUUGUCUUUUAUGAUCAAAGUUGAGUGAUCAGCUUUAAUUAUGUAAAUGUUUUGUUUUCUCUUUUGUCCAAUGUGGCGUGUGGUCAAGCACCUUCUUUUGUUUUUGGUUCAGCAGUUUGAUGUGUGUGUGUGUGUGUGUUUGUUUACCGUGUCUGUGUGGCUGUUCUCUCUGGAUAGUGCCUUUCUCUCUGGUGUCUCGGUGUCUCCGACCUGCUACUUUGAGCCCCCCCUCCUCCUCCUCUUCCUACUGUAGUGAGAAACCGUGUAUAUAAUCCAACCCGUCCCAUCCGACGAUGCCCCCCCCCUCUCCUCUUCUACAUAAACCCGUCGUCACCUUUUAUCCUCACCGACAUGGAACCCUUCUUAUUUAAGUGUCUCUCGCCUUGUCUUACCUAAUGAUAGUUUUUUGUUUAGUUUUUUGCUCUUUUUUUUUUUAAUUUGCAUUUGUUUUUUUGUUUUUUUCAAUUAAUAAAAUGCAAUUAUUAAAAAAAUGUGAAUUAUG